This is a messenger RNA of Chenopodium quinoa (quinoa), 1390 nucleotides long. Its product is annotated as fatty acid desaturase 4, chloroplastic-like. The transcript has a single exon. The coding region runs from base 300 to 1226 and encodes 308 amino acids. The record is from RefSeq and is a predicted model, not a curated record. NCBI's taxonomy places the organism in Eukaryota, Viridiplantae, Streptophyta, Magnoliopsida, Caryophyllales, Amaranthaceae.
UAAACAAGUGACCCCCAUAUCACCAUCCAAAAAGUUUCUAAAUUGAGGCAUCCAAAUAGUCCCACGCAUCUCUUCUCUAUACCACACUACUUAUCUCUUCUAUCUUCUCAUCCACCACAAGUCUUUUCUCAUCAACUCCAACCACAUUCAUUCAUUCAUUCAUUUAUUUAUUAUAUUUCUAAUUAUUAUUUUCUAGUAAACGUAUUUACAAAAUAUAUUGUCCACUUAUAAAAAUACCAACCUCUAUCAUAUUAAUCCCCUUGGGCACCCUGCAAGUCUACAUACUACCUUAAUGUCCAAUGUCAAUCUUACCUCAACAAAAGAACCUCUUUAAGUCUCCUUACCAACAUGCUAACAAAAACUACCAAAUUAUCCACAUCAUUCGAACUCAGGUUCGUUGCACCGCCACCCCGGUAAAACCAAACCUUGGUCCGACCCGUUUAGUAGUCAAACCAAGUUCUACUCCUCCUACACCGGCUCAAGUUCCCAUAACCCCUAAAGGACCUAGGCCGGAUGAUCCGGCCUUAAAAUCCACAUGGGGCCAUAGAGCCUGGUUGGCUAGUGGGUGCACAACUUUGCUAGUUUCUCUAGCCAAGUGUGUAGCUGCUUCAACAGAUUCCCAUAUCUGGGCCAAGCCUAUUUUAUCUGGCUUAGUCGGGUACAUUUUGGCAGAUCUAGGGUCCGGAGUCUACCAUUGGGGCAUAGACAACUAUGGGGAUGCAACAACCCCGUUAUUUGGAGGCCAAAUAGAUGCCUUCCAAGGGCACCACAAAUGGCCAUGGACCAUCACAAAGCGCCAAUUUGCUAACAACCUCCAUGCAUUAGCCCGAAUAAUAACCUUCACGGUUUUACCCAUUAACCUAGUCCUCAACGACCCGAUCCUACUCGCAUUUGUCGGAUCCUUCUCGGGUUGCAUCAUGUUUAGCCAACAAUUCCAUGCAUGGUCACACUCAACAAAGAGCAAGCUACCACCAAUUGUAGUAACGUUACAAGAUUCGGGGGUACUAGUGUCGCGAUUAGAACAUGCUAAUCAUCAUCGUUCUCCUUACAAUAGUAACUAUUGCAUAGUAAGUGGAAUUUGGAACAAGUUUUUAGAUGAAAAUAAGAUUCUUGAAGCACUUGAAAUGGUUAUAUUUUUUCAAUUAGGAGUUAGGCCAAGGUCUUGGAGUGAACCUAGCUUGGAAUGGACUGAGGAGACUUCUAUACCUUCUUCCUUGCCUCAAUGAUGAAGUUUCUAUUAUAUUUUCUGUUCAUAUACUUUUUUUUAUUUAAACAUUUGUUCUCCAAUAUAUUUUAGUUUGUACAACAAUUCGUGAAGUAUCAUCUUCUCCAUUUUAUUGUAUACAAGAAAUUCUUAAUGGAAGAAAUUUUUUGCAUACGUUACGCAAAC